AUGCGUCUACCGCGCGGAACGGGAGAGGUUGAACCAGCAACCAGCGAUGGGUUUGAAAGGGUCGGGGAAUCAGUCGGGAUUGGAGAAGGGAGAGGAGUCACUCGAAUACCGAGUAGGAACGCGCUCAAGAGAGCAAACCAGGUGGAGGCGAGCAGGGGACAGGGGACCAUCUCCACCGCCUGCAACUUUGAGGAUUCCGCACUUAAACUACUUUGGGACUAG
Messenger RNA from Aspergillus eucalypticola CBS 122712, 222 nucleotides. RefSeq lists its product as uncharacterized. The coding region runs from base 1 to 222 and encodes 73 amino acids. Lineage: Eukaryota; Fungi; Ascomycota; Eurotiomycetes; Eurotiales; Aspergillaceae. The record is from RefSeq and is a predicted model, not a curated record. The transcript has 3 exons.